This is a messenger RNA of Asparagus officinalis (garden asparagus), 876 nucleotides long. RefSeq lists its product as uncharacterized. The coding region runs from base 1 to 876 and encodes 291 amino acids. Lineage: Eukaryota; Viridiplantae; Streptophyta; Magnoliopsida; Asparagales; Asparagaceae. The transcript has 3 exons. The record is from RefSeq and is a predicted model, not a curated record.
AUGAACUAUGGAGCCAAACCGUCACAUCUACCUUCUUCUUCUUCUUCUUCUUCUUCUUCUUCUUCUGACGAUGAAAUAUUUUCUCAGUACAUUAAAGAUUGGGAGGAAGAUAUGACACAAUGGGAGAAGGAAGAUGAACUCUUAACUCGCAUACAUGCCUCUAAUAAUAAAAUAAUAACUUAUCUCUCUCAAGAGGCAGAGCGAUCAAAGCGUACUGGCUCAGUUCCUGGUCAUUUGGUGAUCAAUGGCGGGAGAGAAGAAGGUAAUUCUCGACUUUACCAUGACUAUUUUUCUGAUAACCCUACAUAUGGUGCAAACCUAUUUCGUAGAAGGUUCCGGAUGAACAGGAGUUUAUUCCUUCGUAUAGUCGAGGCGGUACGUGAGCAUGACAACUUCUUCGUACAGAAGAUGGAUGGUGUCGGAAAACUUCGGCUAUCAACUUUACAAAAAGUUACAUCGGCAUUUCGCAUGUUGGCGUAUGGAACAUCAGCAGAUAGUACUGAUGAAUAUGUGAGGAUCGGUGAGUCAACUGCAAUUGUAUGUUUAAAGAGAUUUUGCAGAGCAGUUGUAGAAGUAUAUGGAGAUGAAUAUCUGAGACCCCCAAUGUCGACGAUGUUGCAAGCAUGGGCAGGACAAUACUCAGGCCGUCAUGGAGGUCCAACCAUUAUUCUUGAGGAAGUAGCAUCAUAUGAUCUAUGGAUAUGGCAUGCAUACUUUGACUUACCAGGAUCCAAUAACGAUAUUAAUGUAUUGCAGUCGUCUAAUUUGUUCGACAAUCUAUCACAAGAUGAACGCGACGAGCAAGAAGAUGUUGUCAUUUCAACUCCACAAUCAAUUCUGAAUGCUAAAAAUAUGGAGAUAACGGAAACUGAAUGA